CCAUAUAAUUUCCUCUUACAUUUAAUAGUCUUUUAUCUGUCUUAAUAAAAUAACUUGCAAGUAUCACAAUUACCCUUUUCUCUUAGUAAUAAUAAUCGCACAUUUUAUUCGACUAUGUAGUACAGAGACCUUACAGAAAGUGUUGCUCUACAAGCGCUUAUGUAAGUUUAGAAUCUCCGUUACGCAGGGAGUUUCGAUCGCAUUGAAUCCUCAUACGGUAAAUUAGAUAUAACUAAUUGUAUUAUGCGUCUCUGGGACGCAAGUCCCGGUGGCACUCUCUCAUUUGAACACCGGGCAAGCUCAAGUUCGCAUCCAAGUUUACCUUAACAUCGUUUCGCUUAAAGUUGCUGAGCCAUGACAAAGAAGUUCGAAUUUAAUUGGCGCAUCGAAGUGCCGGAGCUCUUGAGAAAUGGCGCGAUGUUCGAUCGAUGGUUCGAAGACAAGGAGACGACAGAAUACGAACCUGAUUGCCUGUUUAAAGUAGAUGAAUAUGGUUUUUUUAUAUACUGGAAAAGCGACGGCAAGGAUGGCGAUGUCAUAGAGUUAGCUCAAGUUAGCGACAUUCGUUAUGGAGGCACGCCAAAGGAUCCAAAAUUAUGCAACAAAUUGAGCAAACACGGAACGUUAGAGCAAUUAGAUCAAAAAAGCUUAACUAUAUGUUCUGGAGUGGAUUAUACGAAUAUUACUUAUCAACACAUUGUAUGUCCGGAUGAACAAACGGCUAAGGAUUGGCAAGCUGGUUUGCGUUUAAUUACGCACAACACAAAAGCAAGUAACGUUUGUCCAACAACACAGCUUAUGAAGCAUUGGAUACGGCUAAGUUUUCAAGUCGAUCCGAAGGGAAAAGUACCUGUGAAAGUGAUAUCAAAGACUUUUGCAUCUGGAAAGACUGAGAAACUCGUUUAUCAAGGAUUAUCGGAACUGGGUUUACCUAGUGGAAAAAAUGAUAAAAUAGAACCAGAAGCCUUCACGUUCGACAAGUUUUACAGUUUGUAUUUCAAGAUAUGUCCUAGGAAUGAUAUCGAGGAACUUUUCCAAUCUAUAACGAAAAGAAAAACGGAUGCCAUAAGUUUGGAACAAUUGGUAGAAUUUAUGAACACAAAGCAAAGAGAUCCACGACUCAACGAGAUUUUAUAUCCUCUGUACACCGAGAAAAGAUGCACGGAAAUCAUCAAUGAUUACGAGACGGACGAGAAAGCAAAAGCGGAAAAGAAGCUGACGAAAGAUGGUUUUAUACGAUACUUGAUGUCGGAUGAAAACGCGCCAAUGUUCUUAGACAAAUUGGAAGAAUGGAUGGAUAUGGAUCAACCGUUGGCACAUUAUUAUAUCAAUUCGAGCCACAAUACUUAUCUCAGCGGCCGUCAAAUUGGUGGCAAGAGCACCGUUGAAAUGUAUCGACAGGUCCUACUUGCUGGUUGCAGAUGCGUCGAACUGGAUUGCUGGGACGGGAAGGGCGAGGAUGAGGAACCUAUCAUAACUCAUGGUAAAGCUAUGUGCACCGAUAUUCUUUUCAAAGAUGUAAUUUAUGCUAUAAGAGACACUGCGUUCGUCACCUCGGAGUAUCCCGUGAUUCUAAGUUUUGAGAAUCACUGCUGCAUGAAGCAACAAUACAAAUUAGCGAAAUACUGCGACGAAAUAUUCGGUGACCUGUUGCUGAAGGAACCCCUGAAAGAUUAUCCUCUCGAGCCUGGAUGCCCUCUUCCUCCGCCGAGCGCGCUGAAACGUAAGAUAUUGAUAAAAAAUAAACGAUUGAAGCCGGAAGUGGAAAAGGUCGAGCUCGAGCUUUUCCGUGCCGGACAAUUUGAAGACAAAGAUGAAGUGACAGAAGAUGCUAGCGCGCCUGCAGCUGUUCCACCUCCAGAACCAGAACCACCGAAGGAAGGUGAAACUCCUGCCGGAGGCGAAGGAACCGAAGAGGUUCAAGUUAUUCAAUACACGGGCAGUACAAUGCAUGUUCAUCCUUAUCUUUCGUCAAUGAUAAACUACGCGCAACCAAUAAAAUUUCAGAGUUUUGAAACUGCAGAGAGCAAGAAUAUACAUCAUAAUAUGUCUUCGUUCUCCGAGACUGCCGCUCUUAACUAUCUGAAAACUCACUCCGUGGAGUUCGUUAAUUACAACAAGCGGCAAAUGAGUCGAAUAUAUCCAAAGGGCACGAGGGCUGAUUCGUCGAAUUACAUGCCCCAGGUUUUCUGGAACGCUGGCUGCCAGAUGGUGGCUCUGAAUUUUCAAACUCCCGAUUUGCCGAUGCAACUCAAUCAGGGAAAGUUCGAGUACAACGGUACGACUGGCUAUCUGCUGAAGCCCGACUUCAUGCGAAGACCCGAUCGUAGCUUCGAUCCCUUCUCGGAGGACGUCGAUGGCAUUAUCACCGCGCAGUGCGCGGUCCAGAUCAUAGCCGGGCAGUUUUUGUCCGAUAAGAAGGUGGGCACGUACGUGGAGGUGGACAUGUAUGGUCUACCAGCAGACACGAUCAAGAAGGAAUUCAGGACUCGAAUGGUACCGGCAAACGGUCUGAAUCCGGUCUACAACGAGGAACCGUUCUUGUUUCGGAAAGUCGUACUUCCCGAUUUGGCAGUGCUCAGAUUUGGUGUGUAUGAAGAGAACGGUAAAUUGCUCGGGCAACGAAUCUUACCUCUAGAUGGUCUUCAAGCCGGUUAUAGACACAUCUCCUUGAAAACCGAAGCGAACUUUCCGAUGGCAUUGCCAAUGCUCUUCUGCAACAUAGAGUUGAAGAUUUACGUCCCCGAUGGCUUUGAAGAUUUUAUGGCCGCCUUGUCGGAUCCGGGCGGUUUUAGCAAAGCUGCUGAGAAACAAAACGAGACGAUGAAAGGCCUCGGAAUAGAGCAAACGGAUGCAAAGGCGGAAGCUAAGAAGAAAGAAGAAGAAGUGAAGAAAGUGGAAGCAUUGAAAUUGGAACCUAUCACGUUAGAGUCUUUAAAGAAAGAGAAAGGUUUCAAAUUGGGCAAAAAGCAUCAGAAAGAAUUGGAUGCUAUGAGGAAGAAACAUACUAAAGAGAGACAAACUAUGCAGAAGAAUCAUUGCAGUGUCAUUGAAAAGCUUACCAAAGGAAAAGACAAAAAUGCUCUGGCGCAAGACGCGAAUGUAAAGAAAGUUAUAAGCGAGCAAACGGCUCAAUGGUCCGCCAUGAUGGAGAAGCAGAGAAAAGAGGAAUGGGAAUUAUUGAAGAAUCAAACGCAAAGUUCUCGCGACGAAUUAAAGAGACUGAUUGAGAUCGUGCAGGCCACACAAAUUAAACAAAUGCAGGCGAAGCAUGACAAAGAUAUAAAGGAUAUGAACACCAAUCAAGCGAAAAUAUCUGUAGAAACGGCAAAGGAAGUAAUGAAUGAUAAAACUUUAAAGACAAAGGGUGAUAAGGAUAGACGGCUUCGCGAAAAGAAGCAGCAGAACAAAAAAUUCAUAGAGGAAAGGAAGACUAUAGAGAUCAAGCAGGGCCGUGAGAGGGAAAAGGUGAAGGUUACACAUGAAAAACAAGUGCAGAAUUUAGAUAAAGAUAUUGACAUGAGUAUCGAAAUGUACGAGAACGAAGUGAUUGAAUAUGAUUUAUCAUCCAAGGCGGAAUUUUAUAUAUAAUUUUCUUUUCUUUAUCAUUUUACUUAUUACUUAUUCAUGACCUUGUAUUUUAUGUUAUAUAUAUAUUAUUUAUAUUUCUUAUAAUUUUAUAUUAUUUUUAUUACCAUACUGUUAUAGCAAAUUAUGUUUAGCCGUAAUUUAAAUAUAAAUAAAAAUAUAAAUCGUU
This is a messenger RNA of Pogonomyrmex barbatus (red harvester ant), 3757 nucleotides long. Its product is annotated as 1-phosphatidylinositol 4,5-bisphosphate phosphodiesterase. NCBI's taxonomy places the organism in Eukaryota, Metazoa, Arthropoda, Insecta, Hymenoptera, Formicidae. Gene Ontology annotation, molecular function: calcium ion binding; phosphatidylinositol-4,5-bisphosphate phospholipase C activity. Gene Ontology annotation, biological process: phosphatidylinositol metabolic process; phosphatidylinositol-mediated signaling; release of sequestered calcium ion into cytosol. The record is from RefSeq and is a predicted model, not a curated record.